CAGCCACCGAAACCACUAAGCGGACGAUGGCCGAGGUGAUCCGUGACGGCGAUACCGUCGUGUGCUACACGAGCGAUGACCGCGUCUUCUUCCAGGAGGUCUCGCCCAAGAUGACGCUGCGCAUUGGCAAGGCCACCGUGACGCUCAAGUCGGCCAUCGGCCACCCGUACGGCACGAUCUUCGAAGAGAGCGAGAAGGCGCUGGUGCCUGUCACGGGCGGCCUCUUCCCGGAUCCGGUCGCGCCCGAGGUCGGCGACUUCCAAGUCCCGACCAAUGACAACCGCCACUACACCGACACGAACGACUCGCAAAAGCUGAGCAACGUGCAGAUCGCCGAGCUGCGCGCGUCCGGCGUCAACGGCCCGGAGCUCAUCGCGAAGCUUGUCGAGAACUCGGACACUUGGGACACGAAGACCGAGUUUUCGAAACAAAAGUACCUCAAGAAGAAGCAGCAAAAGUACAUGCCGCGCAUUCAGAUGGUGCGCUGCACGGCCAUGAGCCUCGCAGAGGUCUACCACGCGCGCCAGCCCUUCAAGAUCCUCAACCUGCGCGCCGACACGCUCGGCCAGCUCCUCCAGUACGGCAACGUCUACGCCGGCGCGCAGGUCCUCGUCGUCGACACGUGCAUGGGCCUCGCCACGGGGGCGAUCGCGGAGCGCAUGCUCGGCCAUGGCCGCAUCCUCGCAGGUUUCGAAGGCCAGCAGAUGGCGGCCGACACCCUUCGCCGGUUCAACUUUGAACCGGCGGUGCACGACAGCAUCGUUCCGUUCCCUCUGGCGUACGUCGGGCUUUUGACCAAGGACGAAGCGGACCUGGCGCCGCCGCCCAAGUCGCAGGCCGAGAUGGACUCGACCAACGAAGAGAUUGAAGCCCGCCAGCGCGAAGUUGCCGAGCGUGUUGCUCUCUAUUCGCCGGAAGAGCAGGCCAAGUACCUCGCCAAGAAGGAAGCGCGCAUUAAGGCGCGUCAGACCAAGACCCGCCGGACGCCGGCCGAAGUGCGCGCGCUGCUACGCUCGCCGUCCGACAGCUUGAUCAUUGCGUCGCACUACGACCCGCUCUCGAUGCUGCAGGCGCUGCUGCCGCUCCUCGGCCUCUCCAAGCCGUUUGUCGUCUACUCCGAGUACCUCGAGCCGCUCACGACCGCCUUCGACGCGCUUCAGCGCAUGGAUUCGAUCGUCAACUUGCAGCUCAACGACACGUGGACGCGUGAGUACCAGGUACUGCCGGGCCGGACGCACCCGGAAAUGACCAUGAGCGCAGGCAGCGGGUACAUCCUCUCGGGCAUCAAGGUCGAGUCGUCGCCGCCGCCGGCGUCCCACGCAACGCUCAAGUCGAUCCCGCGCCGGACUAACAAAAAGCCGCGUGCGAUUUAAGCUACUGACCACUGAAUGUCCUUCAUCACCCC
This is a messenger RNA of Saprolegnia parasitica CBS 223.65, 1405 nucleotides long. RefSeq lists its product as hypothetical. The record is from RefSeq and is a predicted model, not a curated record. Gene Ontology annotation, cellular component: nucleus; tRNA (m1A) methyltransferase complex. The transcript is spliced from 6 exons. The coding region runs from base 27 to 1373 and encodes 448 amino acids. Gene Ontology annotation, biological process: tRNA methylation. NCBI's taxonomy places the organism in Eukaryota, Oomycota, Saprolegniomycetes, Saprolegniales, Saprolegniaceae.